Molecule: messenger RNA, 1164 nt
Organism: Abrus precatorius (Indian licorice)
Lineage: Eukaryota; Viridiplantae; Streptophyta; Magnoliopsida; Fabales; Fabaceae
Product: dirigent protein 9-like
Exons: 1
Coding region: 1-1164 (387 amino acids)
Source: RefSeq, a predicted model, not a curated record
AUGGCCAAUGUUUUCUUACACAAUCCUAACACCUACAAGGCCACUCUCUGCCUCUUUUUCCUAACUACAACCUUUUUGAUUACCAACUCUGCAAGGAUCCUAGAUGAAGUUGAAUCCCAACCUCAAGCUAUAGGCAAUCUACCAGGACCUGGUGCUGUCAACCCUUCAGUCACAACAGGUCCAAUCAACACCAUACCACAGAUAGGGACAACUUUGCCAAGUGGCCAAACACCUGCAGCCACCACCAUCAAUCCUGCUACAGCAGACCCCGGAGAUGAAGAUGACAAUGCAGACCCACCAGUUCCAGAAACAGAAGCUCCAGCUGCUGUCACUGCACCAGCUGAGGACAUUCCCCCAGUGGCAAGUCCUACUACAGAGGAAACUCCAGAACUUCCACAGCCAGAGGCUGAAGUCCCAGCUGUUGCUGCUAUAACACCAGUGAUAGCAAAGCCUGUGGCGAAAGAGCCAUCAUUCUCUUUUUUCAUGCAUGAUAUCCUUGGAGGGUCACAUCCAUCAGCAAGAGUGGUGGCAGGAAUUGUAGCAAACACUGACGUCACUGGCCUACCUUUCUCCAAGCUCAACAACAAUCUCUUCCCAAUCACUGGAGGAAUCCCACUGGUUAACCCAAAGCUCAAUGGCAUCAUCACCAACAACAAUCUCCCACUCCUUGUAGGCCUCAGUGGUGCACAAUCUUCCACCGUGUUCAAAAACAGUGGCACCAGUAACACAGUUACUGGCAGCAACAACCAGCCAUUUGUUUCCGCUGGUAACCUCCCUGAAGGGUUUACAAUCCAGAAGCUCAUGUUUGGGUCGGUCACAGUGAUUGAUGACCAGCUAACAGAAGGGCAUGAGCUGGAUUCUGCUGUAAUUGGAAGAGCACAAGGGUUCUACUUGGCAAGUUCAUUGGACGGUACUAGCCAGACCAUUGUGCUGACAAUUUUGGUGCAUGGUAGUGAGCAUCACGACGGGGUGGAGGACACUAUAAGUCUCUUUGGGGUUCAUAGGACAGCAUCACCAGAAUCUGAAAUAGCAGUGAUUGGUGGGACUGGGAAGUAUGAGAAUGCCAGAGGAUAUGCUGCACUUGAGACCCUUCUAAAGGAAGACCAGCAUACCACAGACGGGGUGGACACCAUCCUGCAUUUCAAUCUCUACCUCACUGAGUAG